Messenger RNA from Auanema sp. JU1783, 327 nucleotides. Lineage: Eukaryota; Metazoa; Nematoda; Chromadorea; Rhabditida; Rhabditidae. The record is from the annotation of a GenBank genome assembly.
AUGACUGGCGUUUUCCUACUCCAACGUCAUUACAGAAUUUCAACAUUCAUCCUUUUCAUGGUUAUUCUGACAUCUUAUCCAGCUGAUACUGCCAACAUUCGUCUUUGUGGGCAGCGCUUGACAAGAACUAUUUUAGCCAUAUGCCGAAAUCAGUUGUGUGGAGGAUACGUUCAACAACCGGUAGACACAGAGUCGUCUUGGGACAGUCCAAUUGAUGCAAUUGAAGUUCAUCGAACUGUUAAACGGGAUGGGAUUGCUACUCGCUGCUGCAUGAAUAAAUGUACUAUGAAUUACUUGAAGACCUUCUGUUGUUCUUCAGAGAAAUAA